UAUUUAUUUCAGCUGUUUUCCAUGGAAGAAGAAGAAGAAGAAGAGGAGGAGUCUUAAAACGUUUUUUUUCUGUGUUAUCUUCUUCUUCUAAUUCUCUAUUUCCAUGUGGGUAUGUCAGCUAAAAGGAAAGUAAUAAGAGAGAGAGAGAGAGAGAGAAGGAAGAGAUAAAUGAGAAUGAAAUGAGAUGAGAUACCUUUUUUCCUUCCUCAGUGUAGAGUAAUCUUCAAAAACCAGCCUUUACAGCCUCACCCAUUUUGAGAGAUAUAUAUAUAUAUAUAUAUACUUAUCUGUAUGUAUUAUUCACUGUUUGCUUUUUGUUUUUUCUUUUUGUAUAACGCUUCAUCAAGUUGAAUUCUUCAGAUUAUUUUUGAAGCUGUCACUGUCUUGAGAGAAUGAACAGAUCAAAUCAGAGCUCUGACAAUUGGAUUUCGAUGAGUUUCUGAGAUGGGUUUCUCACUUUCUACUCUAAUCAGUUGAGGUUGUAAGAGUGGGCAACAACUGUUUGUUAAAAAGCGCCAGAGAGUCUCAUAUAGGGUUGAAUUGAGGUUUUUGGUGGUAAAAAUGAGAGAUUUCCCAUCUUGUUUUGGGGAAAAUGGGGUUCAAGUUGCUGAUUCUUCAUCAUCAAAUACCAGCAGGAACGCUCAGAAUUUGGUUACUUGUGUCUAUCAAUGCCGUAUCCGGGGCAGGACAUGCUUGAUUACAGUGACAUGGAGUAAGAAUUUAAUGGGUCAGGGUCUGAGUGUAGGGAUCGAUGAUUCUGCAAACCAGUGUCUUUGUAAGGUUGAGAUAAAGCCUUGGUUGUUCUCUAAGAGAAAAGGGUCUAAGAGUUUAGAAGCAUAUUCUUGCAAAAUUGACAUAUAUUGGGACCUUUCAUCAGCCAAAUUCGGAUCCGGGCCUGAACCACUUGAGGGGUUUUAUGUGGGUGUUAUUGUUGAUAAGCAAAUGGUUCUUCUUUUGGGGGAUUUGAGAAAAGAAGCUUUCAAGAAGACAAAUUCCAGUCCUGCUCCUUCCGCUGCUGUUCUUGUUGCAAAAAGAGAGCAUGUCUUUGGCAAGAGGGUGUUUGUGACCAAGGCACAGUUUUGUGAUAAUGGGAAAAUUCAUGAUCUCAUGAUUGAUUGUGACACAAUCAGUGUCAAUGAUCCGUGUCUCAUCAUUCGUGUGGAUGGGAAGACUCUGCUGCAGGUGAAGCGGCUUCGUUGGAAGUUCCGGGGAAAUCAUACCAUCUUGGUUGAUGGACUAGCCGUAGAAGUUUUCUGGGAUGUUCAUAAUUGGCUCUUUGGUGCAUCAUCAUCAGUUGGAAAUGCUGUUUUUAUGUUUAAGACAUGCCUCUCAGCUGAGAAAUUGUGGGCUAGCCAAUCUCUGUCCGACUCAAGUACAUUGCAAUGGUCUUUCUCGCAGAGAUUCCUAGAUAACAAGUCACAAAAUCUGGGGUUCUCGCUGAUUUUGUAUGCUUGGAAAAACGAAUAGAGAGAUUCAGAAAUUCUUCUUUAA
Messenger RNA from Carica papaya (papaya), 1491 nucleotides. RefSeq lists its product as uncharacterized. Lineage: Eukaryota; Viridiplantae; Streptophyta; Magnoliopsida; Brassicales; Caricaceae. The record is from RefSeq and is a predicted model, not a curated record.